This is a messenger RNA of Cinara cedri, 6492 nucleotides long. NCBI's taxonomy places the organism in Eukaryota, Metazoa, Arthropoda, Insecta, Hemiptera, Aphididae. The record is from the annotation of a GenBank genome assembly.
AUUAAUUUACAUUUUUUUUUUUUAUUUAAUUCCUUGAAAUUGUUGGUAUCAAGUAUCAGUUGAGUGUAAGUUUUUCAAUUAUUAGAUAAAUUUAAAUAUUAUGCCCAUCGACCCGUCGCGGUCGUGGUCGUCCAGUUAGCAUAGCAACAACAGAUUACAAACACAUUAAAAAGUAAGUGUUCAGUAUAUAUGAUAUGUGUAUACAUUUAUUUUUAUUUUUUUUUUUUCUACGUGCACCUAUAAUUCAAUAAAUGAAAUUAUCUACACGUUGUUGAUGUUUUAUUUUUAACUCCGGUGCAUCCAUAUUAGUGCCCAUUAUUUCCAGAAAUUAUCACAUUAUACAUGGCUUGGGGUACCACGAGCUCGCGAUGAAUUAGCGUAUUUCUGACGACGAACGUUCGUUACAUUAUAAAGGCACCGCUUGCACAGAUUUUCAAAUCAUCUUGGUCACGCUCGCGCGCCGCAGCUGCGUCCGGCUCUCGUGCCCGGCGACGAACGUGCCGUCGUUUAUUCCGCGAUACAGACACCCGUGUAGAAUAUUUCGAGAACGAUUUUAAUCCGGUGCCCACUCGUAAAUCUGAUUACGCGCCGUUUGCAUCGAGGCCGCCAUUAGGAGGUAGGUGUGAAUCGUCGUUAUUUUAUUCCGGGUAGGCGCCUGCGUUCGGUAUGGCCAGCACGGGUAGUAACGACACGUAGGUAAGGAGCACCCCGGGUACUCGCGCCGUGCGUGCGUACGGCCGGGCGGUUGUUUAAACGGCCACGAGGAGCGUUUACCGCGCGAUCCUCGAGAUUUACAAGAAAAAAAAUUAAUAAUAAUAAAUUGUAUUCUGUUCGGCGGUCCGCGUGUUCGACGGCAAUACGGCUAUUUGCGCGCGCCGUUCGGACUCGAAACCAUUCGGGCGUGCGUUCCGUCCGGCGACCGGCGAGCGAACGCUACGCGCCGCGGCCCCGGCGUAAAACGUCGUUUCGUUCCGACCGCCGGGCGCGGGCGUAUUUUCUCUUCGGUUCCGGAGAAACGCCGCGGAAUCCGGUACCGGUCCGCGGGCGCGCGCCCGGCCGUCGCGGUUCGCCGCCCCGUCGGAUGUUCGGCUACCGGCCGGUGGUCAACGCACGGGAACGCCGGGUCGGAGUCGCGCUGAAUGCGAAACGCCGUUUUGCGCGUCGCGCACACGGCCCGUUUGCCGGCGAUGAUUAUCUGUUUUUCUCCGUUUUGCAGAUGUCCGCGCUGUUGGACCACGUUCAGGGAGGCGUGCAAUGGAUACACGACAACAGCCGUAAGUACCAUCGGCCGUCGACCGUACGUUUACAAAAUCCGCAUUACGAACCGACGCUCCGUAACGACGUUGUAACCGUGGCGAUUAUCGCCGUCGCCGCGCUUGCCCGUAAACGCGCACGGAAAUCGCCGAACUAAUAAAGGCCGUACCGAUGUGAUAACGUGCCGUGGUUUUAUGAUUAAAGUACGCGUAAAAUUCAAUUCCGAUUUUGGGACACGCGUCCGUGCGGAUCCAAGUGCGGUGAACGACGGUAGCGCCGUCGCGCCGGGUAGAUGAGAGCGCUUGGAUUUUUCGCAACGUUCAAAUCUCGACGAAUACCGCGUGGCCGUGAACGACUUGGUUUUUGAAAAUAAGAACUCGCGUGUUUCGUUGCGGAUUAUUGAUUGGAUGAUUUUUUUUUUUUUUUUUCUGAAAAUGUGUUAACGUACCUACCUACGUAUUUGUAGUUGAAAUUCGAACGAUACGUUUCUGAAUUGUUUGGCGUUAAACGCUAAGGGCAAUGCACUCGUACAACGAUUGGGAUAUCGAGUGUUUACAUAGAAGUCGUGUGUAGACAACUUGUGGUUUUUGACAGUGUAGUUAUUAUCCAUUAGCGUUUACAGUAGUGUUCUCGGUUAAAUUUCGAUUCAAAUGGGUACGUUAACGUUUUUUAGAAAAACCGUCCGAUUGACAAUUCGCAUUAAAACGUGCGGGUUCGCGUUUAAAAAAAACCAAAGUUGUUAUUUCCGUAAGAUAUUUGAAUGCAAGUAUUUGAAGGUAUCGACUUUUUCGAUACGAUCAAAAAUUCCAAUAUCAGAAUUUGAAUUUAUGCAUAAUUUAACCAUAAAAAUGUGGUACUUAUAGUGUACUUACAAAAUCAUUCUCGGUAAAUUUUAAAUAUUUUUUUUAUAAAAGAGGUAAUGGAGGAUAUAUCACCCUAACUCCCCCCUCGUUUGACCACCCCUGUUCUAUAAUCUCCUUGAAUAAAAUCGAUAUAGUCGUGGUUAGUUUCUAAUUUUCCAUACUGGGGGAAUUGCAAAGUAAUCUGACCCCGAAAGUUUGUUUUUGUCCAGCUGAUAUUAAUUUAUAAACUUAAAAUUUUCAAAAUAUUAUAUUCUUUUGUGCAUACCGCAGUGCUUGUUUUUAUGUUAAUUAGUUGCACGUUUUUUUUUAUCCUUUAAUGGACCAUAAUAAUUAUUUAUCAUUUUAAGUGUUAUAAACAAAAUAUUAUGUUUUGUGCGCAUCACAAUGUAAUGCGUUAAAUACAAUUAUACAAUAAAGUUAUACCCACACCUGGGAACCUAUGUAGUUGAUCUGAUCUUCACUGUUUAUUGAAUAAUAUUAAUGUUGGUAACAUUUUGAUAAUUUUAUUUUUUAUUAAAAUUAAUUUAUAAAAAUAGUAUACAAUAUAUACGUUUUUAAAAAAUACUAUCUGGUCAAUUUCUCACUAGAUUUGUCUCGUUUUAAUGUAUUUAUUUAUUGUACUUUUAGUACAGGCUGAAGCCCAAAAACGUUAAAAUAAGUAAAUUUAAUUUUACUAUAACUAACUACAUAAUUACACUAAACAAACUAACUAUAUUCGUUUAUUCUUUUUCAAAUAAAAGGCAAACAUAAUAAUUAAAUAUAAAUAUUUAUUUUUUUGAUAUAGGAAAUCGAUUAUCGAUAGAUUAAACAAUUAUAACAAACUUUUACUCAUCAAAACUAUUAGUAAAGAUAAAACCAAGUUAAAAUUAACUAAUUUUUACUGUAUACUUUUUUAGAUCCAUUGACUAAAGACUUAUGGUUUAUGGGUUCAAUAUGGCCAGUCACUAUUACAUUGGUUUUGUACUUGUCGUUUGUUCUUAAAAUUGGUCCUGAGUUAAUGAAAUCCCGUAAACCACUUAAUGUUGAUAUCUAUAUCAAGAUCUACAACAUUAUACAAAUCCUAUUUUCACUAUAUUUAUUGAGAGAAGUAAAAGAAAAAUUGAAUAAUAUAAUACUAAAAUGUAAGUUCAACAUUUUUAAACAUUUAUUAUAUCCAUUAUUCAAUCUAGGCAUUUAGAUUACUAUGGCUGCGAUUCGACUACCGAUUUUUUUGUGUUGAAAUGAAUAAAGAUCCUGAUGUAGCAAAAGAAGUAAUUUUGUACUUGUUUACAGUGUUUACACUUUUAAAUUUUAUCCGCAGUAAAAUAAAUAUAAUUUUAAUAUGUGCUAUGUUUGAAUUUGUAGCAAGUAUUUACCGUUUGGCUGUUUCUCAUGAGCAGAUUGUUAGACCUUCUGGAUACAGUAAUUAAAAUUUUGUACAAAACCUUAUUAUUAACUAGUUUAAAUAUACAUUAUAAGGCAUUCAUUAUAUUGGAAAAUGUUAACUUUUCUCAGAAUUUUUUUGAAAAAUUAGGUUGAUAUUUGAAAACAAAAACAGAUAGUUGAUUUCACCCUAAAACAGAACUGUGACAAAAAAAUUAAAGGUUAAAAUUUUAGAGCUGUUUCUUAAAUUUUUCAAAAAAGAACCCUAAAAAUGUUAAUAGGUACUUUCCAAGAUAAUGAUUAUCUUAUGUUAUAUUGAUCAUCCUGUAUUAACUUUUCAAUUACAUUUUAGAUAUUUUUUGUACUGCGAAAAAAACAUAAUCAAAUAACAUUUUUGCAUGUCUACCAUCAUGCAAUAGUUGUGUCAUUAGCAUGGUUCAUUAUUAAUUUUUAUCCAGGUAAAUAAAAUAAUUUAACUAAAAUCAAUAAAUAUAUUGUUGAAUGGGUUUUGUAUUAAUUUUAGGUGGUCAAGGUGCUUUCUUUGGUACAGUAAAUUCAUUUGUGCACGUUAUAAUGUACAGCUAUUAUUUAUUGACUAUUAUAAACCCAGAAUACAAAAAAGCUUGGUGGAAAAAAUAUUUAACAAUCUUACAACUGGUAAGUGAUAACGCGUAUUAAAAUAAUUUAAAUUCAAUUUUCAAUCAUCGACCAUUAAGGUUUCUGAUAUUCUUUUUGUCCAUUUUUUGGAUGUUGGUCGUCAGAAAAUUACGAAGAACAGAAAUAUGUUCAUGCAAUAAUAUAUAUUUUCAAUAUUUAUAAAUAUCUACUUAUAAUUCAUAAAUAUUAAAAAUUGUUUUUAUUACGAAAAAUGAUUUUUAUAAGGGUUCAUUUAAAGAUAAAAUUUGUUAAAAGCAAGAAAUAUUAAACAUUAUAUUUACCUACCAAAUUUUUAUUGAAAUUAUAUCGGUGUUUGUGGGGAGGGGGCAUCAAAUUACAACAAUUUGGCAUUUGUAGAAUAUUUUGUAUAAUUAUCAAAAGGCAUUGCAAAGUUUAAACAUUAUGAUAUUGUAGAAAUUUUGGGAGUACCAAUUUUGAAACUGAAAGUUUUAAAUACUUCUUUUUCUAUUUCUCACCACAUCACAAGACAAACAUAAUUUUUUUUUACACAAAAAAAAGACAUUAUACUUACCUAUAUUUAAUGAUUUUUGUUUUUUAAUAAGAUAAUUUCUUUCUGUAAAAACCAUAACAAUUACAAUAGAUAUAGAUGACUUUAAAGUAGAUAAGUGAAUUAAAUAUUUAAUAUAACAAUAGUUGAAUUUUAAAUGAUGUAAUAUUAAUGAUUAAAAUAGUAAAUACCUGGACUUACAGAUGAUGAAAUAUCAAGUACUCUAUUUUAAAACUUAAUAACUUUUUUCAAUUGUUUGAUUAUGUAGCACAUAAAACCAUUGGUAAAACACUAUAAUGGUAAUUAUUGACAACAUUCACAGAAAUACAGUAUAAUAACUAUUUAUAUUUAUUUUAUAAAUUAUGUAAUGAUACAGUGGUUCACAAGAAGCCCAUCGAGAAAUUUUCCAAUGAACCAAUCCGCCCUUGAUAGGUACAUAUUUUCAAAUAAAAUACGAUCCUUGUGUCUAAAUGAUAAUUCACAAUAUAUUAUUGUUUUGUAGGUUUUGUAUGUCUAUGGGUAUAAUAUAGUCAAUAUGUGUAUGAUAUUAUGUGUGCCUACCUAUACUUACAGAAAAACAGGCAGAUAGUAUUUAAUAUUAUAUUUUUAAUUUUGACUUUGAUUUAUAUUAAGGUUCGCAUAUUUAAAUAAAUCCACAUUUCCGCAGUCAUUUUCAUCCAUAAAAACUGCUUUAAACCUUCUCUCUAAACUGGGUCCAAUUCAGAGCUCAAUUUUGGGAAGGGCAAGAGUACAAAUAUAUUGCCAAAAUAAGUAAAUUAAAAACCCUUAUAAACCAAAACAUAUAAUUUCACUACGGUGUUUAGGGGUGGGACAAAUGAUUUUGUUGCCACUUUGGAUCUACCACUGCCUUUAAAUGGGUAUUUAAAUGAAUGGUCGUUAAAAUUUUGAAAAUAGUUUUAGAAUUUUAACAAAAUUAGAAAAAAAGUAUCCAACAGAUAUUACUACAAGGUUUUUUUCUUUAAAAACUAAAUAUUAUGGUAGUUUUUUUACACAAGUCAGUUUAGAAAACAGUCUAUAAUAGCUGAUCAGCUGUAUAGAAAAGUUCCAAAAUCAAUUUGUCUCUAAAUUGAAUGUUCUAAAGAAAUGCAUACAUUUAUUCCUAUUUUAAAAAAGUUGUAUGUGUUAAUAGUAAAUGUAUCAUAAAUUAUAUUAUUCGCAAUGUUAUUAUACUUAUUUCUGGUCUUAGUAGAUUAAAAACUUUUUUCUAGUAAAGACAUAUUUAGAAGGGGGUAGUGGUACCAUCGCCUUGAGCAGAAUAUGUUUUGACAUUUAAAUUUUAGCCCCAUUUGACAUGUGGCUGAAUUUACAUCAAAUGUUCAGUGUAUGUCUUUGCAAAACAUUGUGCAUCCAAAUAGUUGCCGGUGACUCAUUACUAUUACAUUAAAUAUUUUACUGUUGAUUAACUUCAAAUUUGAAUCAACCAAUAUUCAAUAAAACAGGUUAUCAUUAUGAAUAUAUUGUAUAUAAACAUUUUUUUUACACUGGGAAUAGGGGAAAAUCAGCAUCAAAACUUUAAAUAUGUCUCUGCUUUACAGUGGUUUACAUAAUAUCAUGUUCUAUGAAUAUUUAAAUAUUUUUUUAAAUUAAAAAAUAAAACAUUGUUCAUUUUUACAGGUUCAAUUUGUUAUUACCGGUUUGCAUGCUUUACUGUCGGUAAUGGAGCCAGACUGUGAUUUCCCUAAAUUCAUGAUGUAUUUGGGAAUAUCACAAGAUAUAUUCAUGUUUAUUUUAUUCUAUGACUUUUAUAAAAAAACAUAUUCAACACCAAAAAAAAAUAAACAAUCAUAAGUUUGUAUAAUGUAAAAUACAAACAAUUUUUAUCUAUUA